Molecule: messenger RNA, 5072 nt
Organism: Pelobates cultripes (western spadefoot toad)
Lineage: Eukaryota; Metazoa; Chordata; Amphibia; Anura; Pelobatidae
Source: the annotation of a GenBank genome assembly
UGUAAGUCUCAAAUGUAAAUUUUUCUUCUUACAUUUUGCAUGUCUCAAACACCUGUGCCAAUCAUACAUGGUCACACACUUUUUCUUUUUAGAGGAGAGUAAUGUAUACCUUCAGGAGGAGAGCAUAUAUGAACCAGUGGGGGAGCGAGAAAAGUCUCAGGAUACCAGGUGGAAAUUGCCAAACAUCAAAAGCUGUGGAUCAGAGUCAGGACAUUCCUGGAGACAGUAUUCAACAGAAACAGGUAGAUUAAUUGGAGUCAAGCCAGAGGUUUCUACAUAUGUUAUUUGGCACAUGGGCUGAUUUAAUAUUUGUUCUACGCCUUGUGUGUUUCUCCUAAUCCUCUCACCUCCUUGUUUGUAUGCCCUAAAUUCCUCAUUCCCUUGUGUGUCUGUCCUUACUCACUCAUUUUAUUAUGCAAACAUCAUGAUCAUUACUGUGUCCAUUCAACCCCCUAUCACUCUUUGCCACCAACACUUCCCACAUAACCUGAUUGCGGCAUUGUCAAGUUGUACCAAGGAUGAGGUGCAUGCAAUUGGUACAAGCUGUGAAUGAAACUGCAAGCAGUGUGUGAUUUGAGUAGAGAUACGUUUUAAUAUAGCAUUAAUUCGUGUUCCAGUACCCACCACUAUAGCCUAUUGAACUGCCCCCCAAAGCUUCAAUCCAUGCACAGGAUCAUAAAAAGCCUCUUGUGUGGUUCUGCUCAGUAAAGUUACAAUUCAUAGAUCAUACCUCUCAACAUUUCCAAUGUUGAAUAGACACUUCAUUUUUAAGAGUGUGAGUGUGGGUAUGGCCAGCGUGGAGCUAUUCUGAAACAUUUUGGGUGAUUUACUAAUAACAGUUUAAGCAAAUAAAAUAUAAUUUAGAAAAGAACAAUGUAUCUUAUUUACACAGACUGAUUUCUAAAAGCAUUAAUUGUAGUUUAAUGAUAACUGAGAAUUAUUGCUGUGCAACUCUAUUAUACACUGAGACAACAACAACAAUGUGAAGCUCCUAGAAGAGGAACAUGAGGAUAGAAUAGAGGGACAAGGGGAUUUUGGACCAAAAAGGGACUGACCUUCCAAAGUAUGGAAACACAGAAGUUUGAUAUAGGUAGGAGGUAUCAAGUUGCACUGCGUGAGUGACUGGGUCGAAAUGAGUUGUAAGGAAAAACUGGGUUGUUUUUUCAAAUGUGAAAGUUUAUUUAAUGCAGGUAUAGCAAAGCUGAAUAGUUGGAUAUAUAAACUAGGUUACAAGAAAAUCAAUGUAGAUUACAUUUUUAUUUAAAGUAAACUAACUUUUCUCUAUUACAGGAAGGUUACCAAGACUGAAGAUUUUCUUUAGCGUUGUGUUUUUUUUCCUGGUGUUGCUGAUUCUGUCUCUCUGUGGGCUGGGAGCCGGACUGGCUAAAUGUACGCAUUUACAAUACAAGGCAAAAAUGUACAGUCACAAUCAGUUUUCCAUGUUUAUUAAGUAAUUAUUAGACUUGAAAAUUCAUUUUCGGAAGAACACAUUUCAGUCCAAUUGUUGGCUAUUUGUCCAAAAGACAAAUGUAUUAGUAUAAACUAAAACAAAUAAAAUGAAGACUGAAUUGCUUGUUGGAGGAAAUGUUGACUAGCAAUUUAUUCUUGGAUUUUAGUCUGUUAUAUGGCAGGAGCUGCUUGUUCAUGGCUCUCUCCUUGUAAUAUUUAAAAAUCUCUUGUGCCCCCUUCACCCAAUGGGUUUCAACGUGACCUACAUAUUAGUAUAAGGGAGGGUAAAAAAAAAAAAGAUUAAAAACCAAAUAAUUUGAAAAUGAGUUAUCUACCAAACAGCUACUUUAUUUGGUAUCCUGAAAUAUAGUGUGAAUCCCACAAGGGUACUAAUUUAGGGAGUUAUCCAUCAAAACGGCUGCAAGGUGCAGCCGCUGCACGAAUGGAAACACAUUCGUCAAAAUGCAAAUCCAAUAAGAAAACAAUAAUACAAUUUUGUUUGAAAAUGAAUUGACAAACUGACAAAAUUUGAAACAAAGUUUGGUGGUGCCCAAGUCUAGUAUUCAUGUAAAUUCUUGACAAUUUAGCAUUUUACUAACCAUAAAAGUGGAAGCAGGAAGUACAAGUUGAAAGAACUAUUAUAGAGAAUGGAGUUUUGAAUGUUUGCAAACUGGUUUUCUGUUUGUUUGUUUUAUUGAGUGACACAGAAGCAUAGAUUUGCUUAAAGCACUGUUAUCAUAAUAGACACACACAGCAGGGUUAAACUCUAAAAAACACACUUUUUUACAGAUUACGCUAUGACGGCUGAAAUAGAGACUCUAAAGAAGGAUCAGAAGAUAGUAGACUCUCUUGGUGAGUAGAGACCUUGAUUGGGAGUUAGAGGACUUACCAUUCUUAAGAUAUUUCAGGAUGUGACAGUUACAAGAUUUUGUUCUAAGCUAAGUCAAGGGUAUUUACUGUUCAGUGAAGUUUAAGGGGGUUGAGCAAGUAGAAUUAAUAAAGGGUUAUAUUGUGGCACUGGAUAGUAUAUCGUAUGGGUCACUGGUUAGAUAAAGCACACAGUUUCAAUGAAAUAUAACAAUAAUAUAGACAUAAUUGUUAUUAUAAUUUGUGAUUUUCAAGUACAUCCUGAAGCCUAAAUGUUAUUAAUACCCAAUAUAAUGGUACUUACUUGAUUGACCUCAGCAGGAUGGAAGGAUACACUAUAUAAACUGUCAGACUGGUGCAGAACUAAGGGGUUUAAGUUAUUCCAUUAGCACUCUAAAUGACAUAUGCUACAAUUAAAGGGACACUCUUAGAAAUAUAUAUAUAUAUAUACACACAAAUUUAACUGAACAACCAUAUUUUUCUUUUCUUUUUUAACCGCAAAUUGUGUUAAUAUUAAUCGUGUGAAAUUCCUUUCCACUUACACCAUUUGUACAACUUCCUUUUUCUUUCCUCUCUAGGCUCUUUCCUUUUAUAUAAUGAAGACCGCAAAAAGUGUGCAGAUAUACGUUUUUCAUCUUUAUCAUCACAUCAGCUUGAGAUGACAGCCUCCAUCUGCUCCUCUGAUUCCCCCUCCCAGUUAUUUCGUUGGUUCCCAGGUGGAAAGCUACUGAACAUAAAAGCAAGACAAUGUGUUGGUGUCAAGGGAACUCCCCGGACUCUUAUUCCCUUGAUAAUCUUGCCAUGUGAUUCCCAAAAUGUGUUAAGCUGGGUCUGUACUAAUGAAACCCUUCUGGGAAUUAAGCAACAUAGUCUUUACUUCAACUACGGAAACAAUCCACAGGGCGCAGUCAUUCUGUAUGGGGGUAGUGGCUCCUGGAGUCGCUGGAAAUCCCGGGAUAUUGAUGGGAAGUUACAGGCUGGAGGAGUUUGUGCCCAAACAUGCAGGCACUGAUAUAUGAAUUGUACUAGUGCUGACAGUUUUAGCUACCAGUACAGGAUUGAGGCAAGGUGUUGGCUGUAAAAACAAAUUUGUAUCUGUAACUCUCAGGAGUUAAUUAUUAUUCCACAGUAUUAUUUUGUUUUAUCAAAACAGACUGAUCUAUUAGAAAACUAGCCUGUGAAUGUAUGUGCAAAGUAUAGUCCAUAAAAGAGAACAAGGCAGGAAAGAUAUGUAAAGUGGAGGCAGCUUGUAUUAUUUUGCAGCUUUUUUUGUGAGCUUAAGAAUUAUUAGUUACAGUACAUUCAAAUUGAAUUGUUUAUUUAGAGAGUCACUUUUUUACAUAUAUGUCACACACUCACUAAUCUCAGGCAGCAGAGGAGCAUGUAUGUAAAACCUCCCUCUAUCCCCACUCUAACACACUAAACGUUAACCUCUACAAUACCCUAACAUACUACACUAACAGAGUUAUGCAGUAAAGUGAGAAUCGCUGAAAAUUAUAACAGGGCUAUUAACUAAAGUAUGAAUGGCCCUGUAUUGAAUUGGGCAAAACCGUCAAUUAUUGUACGUGGCCAUCCUGAUUGCAAUAUCUGGACAGUGUUCACGCUAUUUAGCAACAUCUGGAUUUUGAACUGCAGGUGCAGAAUGAGCCUGAAAUUGGUCCAUAUUUAGCCGGACCGAUCACUGCAGUACACCUGAAAUCAGGGUGUUAGAUUGUUAAAACUCAGGCCCAUACGCUUAAAAUCCAGACCAGAUUUAAAAAAUACGGACUAUUUGCCCACCAAAAUACGGACUAUUUGUGAGUGUUAACUAUGUGGUGGCUGUCUAGCAGGUGCUGGCCAGCUACCACAUAAUUAACUAAUUACUAGCACUCACAGAAGGAAAAUUAUCAUUCACUUGCAAAAAAAUAAAUUUAAUUAUAUUUUUUUUAAUCGGUGCUUUAUAAAUAUUUUAUACUUUUUUUAGACACUGUUCUGCAAUUGUUGCAGAUUCACCCAGUUUAACAGAAUUCCAAUUGCAUUUGGCUUUAGUAAAUAUGUAAAUUGGCAUUCCCGUAGGUCUAUCAGGACAAAAACUUGUGUUCAGUGACUUACCACGUAAGAUUUCAAAGUGAAUUCAAAAUAGCCAAACUGAAAAUAUUCUCUAUAUCAACUAUGUCUUUGGUCCAGCUAAUCUGGUUUAAAUUUUAAUUUCACUUUGAAUUCUCACUUUACUGAAUAACCUUGAUAGUGAAUCCAAAGGGAAUUUCAAAUUUAAGAUCAAAAAAGCCAAGCAAAAGAACUGAAUUGACUUGACUUGAUUAACUUGAAAUAAACUUUAAAUUCCCAGCAAAUCUCACUUUAGUGAAUAGCCCUGUAAAUAUUUCCCCCCACUAACAUAAAAAUCUCAAUAGAAGAGAUACAUAAUGCUAAAUCCUUUAUGGGGAAAUGAUGUCAUCCCAGGGUUCUGGAUAAAUUUAUAAGCAUUCAACCAUCAGUCUGGUGGUUUAUUCUAUUGUCUCAAAAUGCCCUUAAUGGCAUUUGUCUCAUUUCCUAGCACCCUGUUACUCUCUUUUCAUAUACAUAUACGCAUCAUAACAACAACAACAACAACAGAACUUGUCCAAAUAUUGCUUCUUGGCGCAAAAAUACAUAAGGUAAAAAAGAGCACUCCAAAAGAUUAAUCUUGAUAAAGCUCCAGGAGGGUCAAAACGUUGAUUACAAUUAUACACUUCUGAAAAAUCCUUUGGAGUGCUCUUUAUUUACUAAAUAUAUAAGGA